AUACUCAUAUAAUAUAUAUGCCUAGACCUCUUCAAUGGGUUAAGUAGCCGCCCGACAUGCUCUGUUUGAGCUGGGGCUGGACACUUAAUUUUUCUAUUAAGCCAUACCGGAAUCCGUAAUAGACCCGAUUCUAUUACCCGAUUUAUUACGCAUCAGAUUGGACUUUAAUUUUUAAUUAAAAUUUCACGUAGCCUCGAAAAAAUAGUCCGACUCUGGAUAAAUUUAGUUCAUGGGACAGACUUAGGUAAUGAAAAUUAGGUUCAAAUUAGAUUUGGGUUUGCAUGUAAAAUCGACCGAGUUCGGUCUGAAUGUGUUCAAGUCCGGUUUAUGACCAGGUAUAGAGCUUACUGAUGAUAUAUGCAUGGUGGGGCUUACAAUAAUUUUUCCAUAAAUUAAGCAUAACAACAAUUAGAAGUAAUUCCACUCCACAUUCUUACGCUUAUAUGGAGGAAUAAAGCAUAACAAAAGAAGUAAUGUCACUCCACAUUUUCACGUUUUCUUUUCCAAUUAAAAAUACAAAAAGUGAAAAGCUGCAGCCUUCAUAAACUCCAUGAGUUCCAAUUUCUACAGCAUGCACCUACAGACAUAAUGAAUACUCCCAAAGGCACUGUUGUAUUCACAACCGUCGGCCGACAAAACUACGGCUUUGAUGUCUACUCUGUGAAGAUCCCGUCGGAUCUUAACAGUUCGAGCUUCUCCAACUCUGAUGAGCACCGCCACACAGAUGGUGUAUCUCUAAACUUCAAUGCACAAUUCACUGAAGACAAUCAAGCUAUUGUUUACAUAUCUGAAAGAUCUAGUUUUCCUUCAAUUUACCUAUCCAAAAUUCAUAAUACCAAACCUGAGAAACUCCCAUUCAUACCUGAAAGCCUUUUCCAUGACCGUCCGAUCAUCAAGAAUAACCGUCUCUACUUCAUUUCAGCUCAUGAAAAGCCUGAUAAGCUCUUCAAGAGCUGGAACGCUCUCUAUACCAUGAGUCUGAAUCAAAGUCGUCGAGAAAUCACUCGUUUGACUCCUUAUGAUGUUGCUGACUUCAGUCCUGCCGUUUCUCUUUCUGGGAAAUACAUUGCUGUUGCAUCUUAUGGAUCUCGCCUUUGGGGUACUGAAUUUGAGGACCUUAAGACGGAUAUUGUUGUUUUCAAAGAAUCUGAACCUGACAAACGAAUUGUCGUUUGUCAAAGAGGCGGUUGGCCUACUUGGUCGGGUGAUUCAACUAUUUAUUUUCAUCGCAAAGCUGAUGAUGGAUUUUGGAGCAUUUUCCAAGUUAAACUGCCGGAAGAUUUCUCUCAGUUUACUUGCAGUGAUCCGAUACGGAUUACUCCGCCAGGCGUUAACUGCAUAACUCCUUGCGCUAUGCACGAUGGUAAGAGAAUCGCAGUGGCAACUCGAAGGCGAAACAAGACUUACAGGCAUAUUGAGAUAUUUGAUCUCGCUUCAGGAAUAUUUCAUCCUGUUACUGAACUAAUCAACCCGAGUUUCCAUCAUUAUAACCCAUUUGUUUCUCAAGAUUCAAUGUUCAUUGGGUACCACCGGUUCAGAGGCGAAUCAGCGGCUCAUGGAGAAACCACGAUACCGAAUCUUGAACCUGUCAAAUCUCAUAUCAACGAUCUGCGUAUGGUCAGGAUUAAUGGAUCAUUUCCAUCGUUUUCUCCGGAAGGUGAUUUUAUAUCAUACAAUGCUGGUCUCAGUCAAGGGUUACACAUUGUUAAAUCAGACGGUUCAAAGAGAUGGACUUUAAUCACUAGAGAUCGUGUAGCUUUCCACACUGCUUGGAGUCCAACAGAGAAAAAUGUCAUCUAUACAACUCUUGGUCCGGUCUUUGCUUCUAUGGAAUCAACGGUGCAGAUUGCUCGUGUCUCCUUCGACCUGUCCGAUCUCAAGCCUGACGGUGACCAAAUUAUCCAGUGUGAUGUCAAGAUUCUGACAAAACAAGAUUCAGGUAACAAUGCCUUCCCAGCUUGCUCGCCAGAUGGUAAGUAUCUCGUGUUUCGAUCAGGCCGUUCCGGUCAUAAGAAUCUCUACAUAAUGGACGCGGUUGACGGAGAGUUUAAAGGCGGGAUACGUCAAUUAACGAACGGACCAUGGACCGACACAAUGCCUAGCUGGUCACCGAAAGGAGACCUGAUAGCAUUUUCAUCCAACAGACAUAAUCCAGGACAUUCUAACCCCUUCAGCAUCUAUGUAAUAAAACCAGACGGGUCUGAUUUGAGAAGAAUCCACUUGGAAGGAUCAGAACGGUUGACUCAAGCUGACAGGGAAUGGAUGGAGAGGAUAAACCAUGUCAGCUUUACUAACGACGGAGAAUGGUUUUUGUUUACCGCUAAUUUAGGGAGUGUUACUGCUGAGGCAGUAUCGUUGCCACGUCAGAUUCAGCCGUAUGGUGACGUGUACAUGGCCAGGUUGGAUGGAAGCGGAUUGCAGCGGCUGACGUGGAAUGGUUAUGAGAAUGGGACACAAGUGUUUUACCCUGACCAGAAAAGGCGGUACUUGCAGACAGUGAAGAACAAAAUGCACGUGCUCAUUUGUUCUUUGAUGAAGAUCUUGGGGCUUUACUUAAUUAUGAUGAAAAUGUCCAAGAAAAUAGAUGUUGAAGAUAGGGAUAAACUUGCUGGACAAUUCAAUGAUGUAACAUGGCUACGUAUUGAAAAAUGAUAACUUGAUAUGUACGUAAUUUACUUCCAUAUAUAAAUAAAGGAAUAAGAACUUUCAUCUUU
Messenger RNA from Mercurialis annua (annual mercury), 2714 nucleotides. RefSeq lists its product as uncharacterized. Bases 589 to 2652 code for a protein of 687 amino acids. Lineage: Eukaryota; Viridiplantae; Streptophyta; Magnoliopsida; Malpighiales; Euphorbiaceae. The record is from RefSeq and is a predicted model, not a curated record. The transcript is spliced from 2 exons.